Molecule: messenger RNA, 2961 nt
Organism: Phodopus roborovskii (desert hamster)
Lineage: Eukaryota; Metazoa; Chordata; Mammalia; Rodentia; Cricetidae
Gene: Ap5s1
Product: adaptor related protein complex 5 subunit sigma 1
Exons: 2
Coding region: 30-632 (200 amino acids)
Biological process (GO): double-strand break repair via homologous recombination; endosomal transport
Cellular component (GO): AP-type membrane coat adaptor complex; cytosol; late endosome
Source: RefSeq, a predicted model, not a curated record
GUCUCUGGAGCAUCCACCCACCUGGAGCCAUGGUCCAUGCUUUCCUCAUCCACACCUUGAGGGCCCCGAAUUUGGAAGAUACAGGCCUUUGCCGAGUGCUGUACUCCUGUGUCUUUGGUGCUGAGAAGUCACUGGAUGAUCCACGGCCACAAGGUGCAGAAAGGGACAGGCUCUUCCGCAAGGAACAGAUUUUGGCCGUGGCCAGACAGGUGGAGUCACUAUGCAGGCUGCAGCAGCAAGCAUCUGGAUGUCCCUCCACAGACCUGCAGCCUCAGUUCUCAGAUGAGCCUGUGUCCCUGCAUGAGGCCCCUCAUGGAGCCUUUUACCUGGGAGCUGGGGACCCUUUCCAGGAGCCACAGACAGUGGUGUGGCUGGGUGUGCUCUCCCUAGGCUUUGCCCUGGUACUGGACACCCAUGAGAACUUGCUCCUGGCUGAGAGUACACUCCGGCUGUUGGUCCGCCUUCUCCUUGAUCACCUCCGGCUACUGGCACCAGGCAACAACUUCUUGUUGCGGGCUGACCGCAUUGAAGGAAUCGUCUCCCGCUUCCUGCCACAUGGACAGCUGCUUUUCCUCAAUGACCAGUUUGUCCAGGAUCUGGAGAAGGAAUUCAGUGCUGCUUGGUCCCGCUGACUCCCCCCCCCCCCAGAAUGAGGACAAAGAGGGAGAGUAAAGACUACGUACUUCAAGGAGAAGUACCUCUUACCUAGGCUUGCCCUAGUGUGAUGUGUGGUCACACUCUGGACAGAUGGAUUGGACAAGCUGGGAGGAAGAGGCCUGGGUAGAAGGCAGAGGAGGCUGUCUGUGCCUAUUCCUAGGUCAGUGAAAUUGCAGAACAUCCUGAACCUAGAGCUGCCAUGUGACCUUCUAGACUCUGCAGUGUUCACCACACUAGUCCUUGACUCCACUUCCUCCCAACCCUACCAGCUGCCUGUGCUGGAGCAGUGUACUGCCUGCCAAGACUUUAGCUUACCUUCUCUAUAACCCCAGCACAAAAGGAGUCUUUGGGACUCCCUUCAAGGUGGAGGAACUGGGCCGGUAUACUGGCAAGCCCUGGCCCUUGCCUUUGCACAUCAUCAAGGAUUUUGUCAGCAAGGCCUAUUCUGCAUCCAGCUCCAUCAGCAUGGGGAUUCUGCAGCUUCUGUAUCUACCAGGCAAGCUGAGAACACAACAGCUUUUCUCAUCUGCUGGCUGGCGAAUGCCAGUCGUCUGGCCCAGGUGAUGUCUUACUUUGAAUUAAAAAUAAUGGCUGUCUCACUUUGUCCCCUUUUUGUGCACCUCAUGGAUGCAGUGACCUCCUGUGAGUGAGCAUCUGCCUGAGUGACCCCCACUACCUGCUCAAGCACCCUCCUCCGAGCUUCCUUUUGAGUCCUCCAUCCUCUCCAGAUGUUUGUUUGUACUUCUCUUGGAUGGUGGAACUUCCUUUUUUGCUGGAGUAUUUGUCACAGGUGGUUGGUUAGUGUGGAUACCUGAGAAGCAGAGACUGAGACAUUUCCUGAGGGCAGUUCUGUCCUUCUGCUGUGGGACCCGAGGAUCAAGCUCAGGCCAUCAGGCUUCCUGGCAGGCACUUUAAUCAGCUGAGCCAUCUCACCAGUACAUGAUGUGUUUUUUCCCAAGUAAAAUGGAGCCCUUUUAUUUCAGAAAUAUUUUCCCAACUAGGUCAUUAAGUGGCUAUUGUGAUUCAUUGUUCCAUUUAGAUAAUCCAACUGCACAGCACGUGGGUCUCCUGUUGCUCAUCUUCCCCUAUGCUAAGCGUGGCAGAUACCAAAAGCUCCAGGAAAGAGAAGUUACUUUUGGAAGAUGGAUCUCUUGUGUACAGAGACGGCACAGUGUAGCUUAACCAAGAAGGGAACCGUAGUCUGCAAAGUGAGGCUCAACCGUGUCCCACAUCUCUGCCAUCUGAGUAGUUCCAAAUCAUCCAUCCCAGGAGGUUGGAUCUCAUGGUAUUCAAAUGUGAUUUCUUCCGCCCCUCUUCUCUGCAGUGGGAUGCCCAGUACCCAGUACCACCUCAGCAUUUCAAGAUCUCAUGGAACAUUUGUGUCUCCAAAACAUCUGAGUCUAUCCUGUUAUCGGUUUCACUGGCCUCUCAGAAUGUUACUCUCCUUUCUGCUUUGUUCUCUAAGCAUGUAAUAUGCUGUUUCCACUGAUGCUCACUCACCAGAAAAAAAAAAGAAAGAAAAAAAAGAAAAAAAAAAAUCAAGUACUUGCAUUUGGUCAUAGCUGACUGUUAUGAGCAUUUAGGGAGAUAUAUAGGAGGAAGAGAGAGAGAGAAACAACCUCAUUAACCUUGUAUUUGUCAGUAAUCAAACACUGUAACGAAAUAUCUGAGGCUGGGUUCAUUUUUAAAGAAAAGAGGUUUAUUUAAUCCCAGUCUUGAAGUUAAAGUAUGGCACUGGUGUUAGCUUGGCUCUAGAGAUAUCCUCAUGGUGGAUGGCAAUUCAGUGGUAGGAACAUGGGCAGAGAGAGGCCGGGAACAUCAAGAAAGGAGUUGGCCACACAGGAAGCUAGGAACAGACAGGAACCAAUCAUGACCUCACAGUAAGCUCUACAUAGAUGACAGGUAGGAGUGCUUUAUAACAUAUUCUAAAUUGUGAGAGCACAUUUGUAUAUCUUUGGAAGGAAAAUGCAAAUGUAUCCAUCUAUUGUUUUUUUUUUUUUUUUUCUGAGUUAGCCUUCAAUCUUGAUAUCUCAGGAUAAAUGAACAAUUUUGUAGCCUUGGUGUAAGUGAACAUCCUGUAUCCCACAUACAGAGAAUGAGGGGAAAGCAGAACUCAGACUCAAGCCCAACAACUGAGUGAAAUUAGACUAGGCUUAUAAUCAGCCUGCUAAAGAAAGGAAGCCAGACUUGGAGAAUGAUAGUCCUCUGUUUUCUCAGACUGAGCCUCUCUGAACAGAGUGCAGUUUAAAGAUUCACUCCUUUCUUAAGUUUUUUUAUUUUAUGUGUAUAAAUAUUUCGUGUGUA